GUUGAGUUCCGGAAGAGGUGGCGGUCUGACUAAAAUGAGAGUUCCGCAAAGUGCUUUCCACUUGGUUAUAUUUCUGGCUUCUAUGGCAAGAAUCGAAGGAUUUUCGAUGGAGACGAAAUGCAAGCUGUGGGCAGGAAGCGGUUAUAUCGGAGACCCUAGUGAUUGCCAAAGCUGGGGAUUUUGCGAGGACAAUAAACUAAUCGAACGACAUGGAUGCAAUGAGGGAUUGCUGUACAACUUUCGGCGUGGAACCUGCGAUAAGGCAUCGGACGUGAUAUGUCAUUCUCAUCUCUCAGAGAUUUGCGCCAGCCUUCAGCCAGGGGACUAUAUCGCCGAUCCUUCGAAUUGCCGGAGAUUCGUCAAGUGCGAGGACAUCGAUGAACCGACUUGGAGCGACUGUGGUGUGGAUCGCGUGUUCAGCAACGAGCUGCAAACCUGCCAGCAGGAAACUUCCGGCUGUCCACAGGAUAACAUGUGCUCCCAUAUGAAAGACGGUUCCUUCGUGGGCGAUCCCAGUAACUGUCAGAAUUAUUAUAAAUGCCACAAUGGAUUCGGCACUCCGUUAAACUGCUCCGCCGGUCGAUACUUCAAUCGAAAAUCGGGUAAUUGUCAAUCCUGGCUACCAGAUUACUGCUCCAAGGACGAGGAGACGCCUCCGGCUAUGCCCCCCACCACGAAUUUUCAAGUUUGCUUUAAAUACUAUCCGAAAGAUAGAACCGGACUGCAGCUCCUGCCGGAUUUGAUGACAUGCUACGGGUAUUACGCCUGCACUUCGCCAUUCGACGUGGGAAGAUGGAGCAGCUGUCCUUGGGAACAGCAUUUUGAGUGGUGGAGUCAGCGGUGUGGUUCGCCGAAGGACAACAGCUGCUCCUACGAUCGCUGUGGCAAUAUGAACCAACUUCAGGUGGCCACCAUCAACACGGGCUGCAGGGAGUACACCGUCUGCCAGGACUUUCGCUCGCAGAGAUCGGAAAAGUGCCCCAACGAUCUUCCCUAUUUCAACGAGAUUUCGAGACAGUGCACAGAUAAGUUCCCUAAUCACAGGGUGUGCUUCAUGGAUGGUUAA
Messenger RNA from Drosophila takahashii, 1066 nucleotides. The record is from RefSeq and is a predicted model, not a curated record. Lineage: Eukaryota; Metazoa; Arthropoda; Insecta; Diptera; Drosophilidae.